CAUUAGCAUGAAAGGGAAUUCUUCUUAGUGGACAAGCACUGAGCACAUCAGGACUCCGGAGAAAAGUUUUUAAGCUUGAGCCACGUCGUGCUGGAAUCAUGUUAAACAAGCCAGUGCUGGUGGAAUCCCUGAUCGUGUUCGUCAUUGUUCUCCUUGUGCACGCCGUGGUGUGGGACCGGUAUUCCUGGUGCACCGUCGCUCUCGCCAUCCAGGCUUUUUAUGUCCAGUUCAAAUGGGACCGUCUGCUCCAGCUGGGUGGGGCUGUGUUCCAGUUCCGUGCGGCAGCCAACAGCGGCCUCUUGCCAGCGAGCAUGGUCAUCCCCUUGCUGGGGAUAGCGAUGAAGGAGAGGUGCAAGUCUGCUGGCAUUGUGUACUUUGAACGUUUUGGCAUAGUCGUAGCUUCCACUGGCAUGCUGGUUGCUCUGUUUUUGUCUGUAAUAGCGGUUGGCAUCACAAAACCUGUGCCAACCAACACUUGCAUACUUACUGGUGUUGCUGGCAGUAUAAUUAUCUAUACCAUGAAGCACUCUUUGACUGUUUCAGAAGUGAUAGAGGUCCUAGAAGUGCUGCUAAUUUUUGUCUACCUCAGUAUGAUCUUGCUGUACUUGUUGCCUCGAUGUUUUACUCCUGGAGAAGCAUUGCUGGUUCUCGGAGGUACGAGUUUUGUUCUCAAUCAGCUCAUUAAACGCUCACUGAAUGUAAUUGAGGGCAGAGGGGAUCCCAUAGACUUUUUCCUUUUGGUGGCAGUUGUUGGAAUUGUUCUUCUUGGGCUUUUUUUCACUGUGCUCUUCCUUUUCAUGGAUUCGGGUACGUGGAUCUCCUCCAUGUUUUUCCACAUGAUGACAGCAGUGCUAGGCUUAGGGGUCAUCAUGCCUUGGCUGUACCGACUGAUCCAGAGGAACCCUUUGUUCUGGCUACUCCAGUUUCUGUUUCAGACACAGACAAGAGUUUACCUUCUUGUAUACUGGACCUUUUUGGCUGCUUCAGCAUGUGGCAUAGUUUUCUACCAGAAUGCUAAGCGAUCAUCUGAAUCUAAAAAACACCAGGCCUCGACUAUAACCAGGAAAUAUUUCCAUUUCAUUGUUGUAGCUACUUAUGUUCCUGGACUAAUUUAUGACCGCCAGCUUCUUUAUGUUGCUGCAGUACUGUGUCUGGCAGUAUUUAUAUUCUUAGAGUAUAUUCGGUACUUCAGGAUCAAACCAUUUGGCCAAACCCUUAGGCAUUUGCUUUCUCUCUUCUUGGAUGAAAGAGACAGUGGGCCUCUAAUCUUGACUCAUAUUUAUCUCCUCCUCGGUGUGUCCCUCCCAGUGUGGUUGUUCCCCAGAUCUUGUGCUCCUAAAGGUACUUUGUCUGGGGCAGGAGCACUGGUCCCCUACGCCGGGGUGCUGGCAGUAGGGGUAGGAGACACCAUUGCCUCUGUUUUUGGCAGUACGAUGGGGGAAAUCAAAUGGCCGGGAACAAAGAAGACCUUUGAAGGGACAAUGACAGCUAUUUUUGCUCAGAUCAUUGCCAUGGCUCUUAUUCUGAUCUUUGACAGCAGUGUGAAUCUGAACUCCAGCUAUGCCUGGAUUCUGGCGUCUGUGAGUUUAGUUUCUCUUUUGGAAGCUUAUACCACCCAAAUCGAUAAUCUGCUGUUGCCUCUCUACCUCCAGAUACUGUUUAUGGCUUAGAAGCACUUCCAGGAACAGAGGUUUCUUCUCUUCUAGAGAUCCGGGGUAACAGAAUAUGCACUGUAAUGAGAGCUCAAAGCUAGCGAUCUAAACAGUGUUUACAGUACAGCAGAUAAAAUUGUUAAAAACAGAAAUGAAAAAGACCUAUUUAACAUAAAA
This is a messenger RNA of Opisthocomus hoazin, 1829 nucleotides long. Lineage: Eukaryota; Metazoa; Chordata; Aves; Opisthocomiformes; Opisthocomidae. The record is from RefSeq and is a predicted model, not a curated record.